GGCGAGUCCGUGAGAAAGAACGACCGCCAUGUUGAGAAGAAAGGUAUAUAUGUCAUGAGGGAAUCCGUCGCCCUGGAUGGAAAGCACAAGCCAUCUGUUGUCACAAGGGCAAGGAACGUGUAUAACUUCUGACAACCCUGUGUCUACAAGUAAUGAAUUACAGUCUCCCGUGAACUAUCCGGAGUCUUAUGAUGGCCUGGGAAAGCGCGUGAGAAAGCUUUCGAACAAAUACGAUGGAUUCGACGAACCUAUCGCGAGAAAUCAACAACAAAUUGAGGGGAAAGAGGCAGAAAAUGGCCCAAAACAAUUCACCACAAAUCAACUGCAAUAUUUGCAGCGAAUUUUGGUGAAAUCGUUAUGGCGCCAUCGCAUGGCUUGGCCAUUCUUGGACGCAGUCGAUGCUGUGAAAUUGAACCUACCGGAUUAUUAUGAUAUAAUCAAGCAUCCAAUGUAUAUGGGCAAAAUCAAGCGAAAGUUGGAAAAAAAUGUUUACUCUUGUGCUAAAGAAUGUAUUGAAGAUUUUAAUACAAUGUUCAACAAUUGUUAUACUUAUAAUAAACCAGGCGAGGAUGUGGUAUUGAUGUGCGAGGCAUUAGAGAAAGCUUUUAGAGAAAAACUGGUCAACAUGCCUUCAGAGGAAACAAAAAUUGAUCUAAAUGCUAAGAAACGACCCAGUUUGCAAAAGAUUCCGUCAAUUCCUAUAGAAGCUAAAAAGUCCAAAAGAAUACCCAAGCUCAUGGAGAGAACUACAGUAGCUUUAGCAGAUAGUACACCAUCAACGCCUCCAGUUCAACAGACCAACAAAGAUGUUGCAUCUAUAAAAGUUGAGAAAACAGAAAUGCCAAAACCUGCCAUUGUUUCCCCAACUCAAAAUAUACCAGCUGUGACUUCAACAUCUAAAACUACUCAUAUAAUACCUCAAUCAACUAUACCGCCUUCAUCUAAAACAAAAAAACGACAAGCUGAUACAACAACACCUGGUAAUCCUUCUGAGCAACCUGCACCAAAAGCAGCAAAAAUACCAGCUAGACGUGGAUCAACACGACCAAUAAAGAAACCAACAAGAGAUUUGCCAGAGUUACCAAACCAGCAUCGUUCAAAAAAGAAGCCAUUGACAGAACAAUUGAAAUAUUGCAGUACAAUAUUGAAAGAGCUUCAAUCUAAAAAACAUGAGGAAUAUGCUUGGCCAUUUUAUUAUCCAGUAGAUGCUGAAGGUUUAGGGCUACAUGACUACUUUGCUAUAAUUAAAACUCCAAUGGAUUUAACUACAGUGAAGAAUAAACUAGAAAAUCGAGAGUAUGAUACACCAACACAAUUUGCUGCCGAUGUACGAGUGAUUUUUACAAACUGUUAUAAGUAUAAUCCUCCUGAUCAUGAUGUUGUGAAGAUGGGCAGAAAACUUCAGGAUGUUUUUGAAAUGAGAUAUGCAAAAAUGCCAGAUGAGCCUCCACCUCCUGAACAGCCAUCGUCUGCAUCACAGGAUACAGAGACUGGGGCUGGAUCUUCAGAUGAAGAGCAAGAAGCAUCAGAGCAUAGUUAUGAGUCGGAUGAGGGUGAUGCACAAUCAGAGAGUGAGGAUGCAAGCAAACAAAUUGAUGAUUUAAAAAAGCAGUUGCUAUCUGUGACUGAGCAGUUGAGUAAGCUCACCGAACAAAGUACACUUGGGAAAAGUAAAAAACAAAAGAAAUCUGAAAAAGAUGGUACGAAGAAAAAGGAAAAAGAAACAUCUGCUGCGAAGAAUUCAACAUCAAAGACUAAAUCUAAAAGCAAGGAUUCCAACACCAAGGAGUCUAAAGCAACUAAACCAUCUCAAAAGUCUACCAAGUCAGCUUCGAAACGUUCAUCGAAAAGCAAACUUGUGCAGAAAAAAAAGAAAGAAGAAAUUGAAAGUGAUGAAGAGGAAGACUUGAAAGCCAUGACUUAUGAUGAAAAACGUCAACUCUCACUGGAUAUCAAUAAAUUACCUGGUGAUAAACUGGGCCGUGUUGUCACAAUAAUACAGUCUCGUGAACCCACACUUCAGGACUCCAAUCCUGAUGAAAUCGAAAUCGAUUUUGAAACUUUAAAACCUUCAACUUUAAGAAAACUUGAGGAGUAUGUCCAAUCGUGUUUGAAGAAAAAGCACAAGCCACCACCUUUAAGAAAAGCAAAAUCUCAAGAAGAGAGAGAACAAGAUGCUGUUAAAAGAAUAGGAGAACUAGAGAAAAAACUUGAGAAUUGCAACGGUCAACUAACUGGUGGAGCAAGUGCUAAGAAAUCUUCUAAAGCCAGCAAAGGUGAUAUACAAUCAGUGACAGAAACAAUGGGUGAGGAAAUGCGACAAUCAAGACUUAGUGAAAGUAGCAGUGGCUCUGGUUCAGGAAGUAGUUCUGGCUCUAGUUCUGGAUCAAGCUCAUCUGGGUCGGAAAGUUCAGAUUCUGAAGCAGAAACUUCUAAACAGGACAAAAAGUCAAACGAAAACAGCAAGAAAAACUCGAAGAAAUCAUCAGAUAAAAUGGGACAACAAAAACAAUCAACUACAUCAACAGUUUCUCCAAUGAAAUCUUCACCACCCCAAGAAGUCGUUCAACCUUCAAGUAUCUCGCCAUCCAAUGUGCCAAAACCUUUACCACUUCCCAUAAAAAAACCUCCAACAGCCGUCAUUACUCCACAACCACAACAAUCUACCGCUCACGCUUCAUUACCUAAACUUCCACCACUUCGACAAAAUUCGGCACCAACAUCUAUGACUAAAUCUCCGGCCACCUCGGAAACAAUUCCUGUGCGUAGUCCUGGAGCAGCAAAAUUAUCUGAUAAUCCUGCAAAGCCUGUAGCCACUUCUACAGUCGACUCAUUGAAAUCUGAAAACAUUUCAAAAACUGCAGUAUCUACAAACAACUCAGGCAAACAAACGAGCUCUUCUGGUAAGCAGGCAAAUAUUACUGGUAAACAAACGAACCCUUCAGAUAUUCUUGCAACUAUCUUACCAAGUUCAAGUAGUUCCGUAAGAGUAUCGUCUAAGGAGAAGAUAGUAGGAAAAGAAAGCAAGUCUAUAUCAAAAGAUAAGACUGGAUUUGUAUUGCCCACACCAAAGCCUCCGACAACAAAACCAGGAACAGGUUUGUCGUAUGCUGUUGGUGAACUUCCCAACUCUCUCGCUAAUCUUGCAUCGAAGCCUGAUCCAGGAAAAAAGGACGUGAAAUUACGGCCGACAUCAUGGUCUAGUUUUGGGUCCGCUGGUUCUCCUGGUGUUCCAAAUCCUACACCUGUCUCCACAUCAAUAGAGAACAGCUUCAAAAAGUUCCAACUACAGGCUCAAGAGAAUGUUGAGAGGGAAAAAGCCUUGAAAGUCCAAGAUGACCAUCAAAAACAAAAAAUAGAAACGGAAAAACCAAAUUUAGCAAGAAACACUGAGGAAAGUGUAACGGACGGCGCAAAGGACGAUGGGGAACGUCAAAGAGAAAUUCAACGACGCAGAGAAGAGGAGAGAAGGAAACGACAAGCUCAAGCAGCAUCCAUUAAUAUGAACUAUCAAAGUGAUGUUAUGGCAUCAUUUGAGAAUACUCUGGGGUGAUAUAGGCUGAUGAAGAUCUUUGUUGUUCUCAAAGAAUGUUGAAGAAGCAAUUCAAAACUGCGCUAUAAUCUUGCUGGAAGUAACGUAUCAAACACUAUAGAUUGCUAUGUGUGGCAUAUGAAUUUAGCUGAAGAAAAAAAUAUGAAGCUUGUUGAUGACAAUGUCAACAAGAAUGAAACAAUUAUUGUGAUGUUUGCUGGUUAAACUGCAACCUCUCUUAAAAUGCUGAUUUAAAUGCAAUUUCAAGAGCUUUUUAUCUUUGAUUAUAGAACUAUACAUACAACAUACAAAAUAUAUUUCAUACAUAGUGUUCACAGACAAAGAAAUAAGCAUUUUGGUUAUCAAGUCAGUAGUCAGCAUAAAGCUUGUAAAGUAUCUUGUGUGCGUGUUUCUGUUGAUUGAUAAUUGACAUCAGUUCUAGUUACUGAAUAUAGAAGACUUUGGCUGUGAAUUUUAUACAUAUGACUUUGUUAUCGAUUAUAAAUAAAAUGAUUUAUAAACAA
Messenger RNA from Xenia sp. Carnegie-2017, 4056 nucleotides. RefSeq names its product bromodomain-containing protein 3-like. NCBI's taxonomy places the organism in Eukaryota, Metazoa, Cnidaria, Anthozoa, Malacalcyonacea, Xeniidae. Gene Ontology annotation, biological process: regulation of DNA-templated transcription; chromatin remodeling. The record is from RefSeq and is a predicted model, not a curated record. Gene Ontology annotation, cellular component: nucleus; chromatin.